Drosophila subobscura is the source of this 3978-nucleotide messenger RNA. Its product is annotated as mucin-4. NCBI's taxonomy places the organism in Eukaryota, Metazoa, Arthropoda, Insecta, Diptera, Drosophilidae. The transcript has 6 exons. Gene Ontology annotation, molecular function: chitin binding. Gene Ontology annotation, cellular component: extracellular region. The record is from RefSeq and is a predicted model, not a curated record. The coding region runs from base 222 to 3950 and encodes 1242 amino acids.
CUCCUUAGGCCCCAACCCACUUCGAGUAAAGGACAUAGUGCCAAUCGACCGACAGGAUAAUGCUUUAGCCUGACUUCAGUUUUGUGUUUUGUGAAGUUUUAUAUACUACAAGUUAUAUUUCUGUGCCUCAAAUAAACGAAAUCAUCCCACAGUUGUGCCAAAUUACGAAUAAUAAAUAAAAGUUUGUCCCUUUUGAAACGUUUGCUCGGAAAUAAUCAAGCAUGCCGAGCUCCUGUCCAUGGACGGUGCUUCUCCUCCUGCUGCUGGCAUCUUCCUCGGUCCUGGGCCAGAGCGGAGAGCACUUCGAGGACGCGGACAAGUCCAGCGAGUACACGGACCAGCAGUUCGAUCUGCGGCACACGAUACCCGGCGAACCCGGCCUGGACUAUCCCAUCUUGAGUGCACCGCCCAAGACGAGUUUCGUGUGCAAGGGCCGCCACGAAGGCUACUAUGCUGACGUGGAGAGCCGCUGCCAGGCGUUCCGCAUCUGCGCCCACACCGCGCGAACCCCUCAGGGCUUUGGCUUCCUCUGUCCCAAUGGAACGCUCUUCAGCCAGAAGAACUUUGUGUGCGACUGGUACCGCAACGUGAACUGCGACGAGUCGGAGCGGUACUACGACAUGAACGUGGACCACAGCGUUGGCAGCACACACCAAAUGAUGGAGCGCGUUCGCCACAUGAUGGAGUACCCCAUGAAGACGAUAACGAAGGCACUGCAACAGGCACAGUCACAGCACCAUCAUCAGCACCAGAGCCUCAGCAAAGAUCUGAGCAGCGCCAGUGGAGUACUCACCCACCCGGAGGAGCCACAAAUUGCAGUUGUAAGGGGAGAGGCUAUCAAGAGUGAGCCUCUCAAUGCUGCAGGACUGCAGGACAUUGCUCCCUCCGCCUCCGCUGACGACGAUGGUGAGGGCAUCUAUGUGAACAGUCUGGGAGAGCUCUCCUCGGAUCCGGGCAUCCAGUUUGAUCACACCAAUGCCCACAUCGUGGCGGAGUACCCGCGGGAGUAUCACUACCAGAAGCAGAAGAACUUUGCGGAGCGGGUGAAUGCGGGACUGGAGCUCCAGGCCGACACAGAGUCCACCUCGAGCGAGGCUCUGGCCCCGGACUACAUGAAGCACAUAAGGAGCAACAAGGACGAGGCCACGCAAGUGGAUCUGGUGUCCAAUAUUAACAACCUGCUGGACGAGGUCUCCUCCGAUGUGGAUCCCGCCGUCUCUGGCUAUCAGUCAAUGGCUCCGACCAAGAUCAAGCAGCCCUUUAGGUUCCUCAGUCGCGGUUUCGCCAUGCAUGGAGAUGGCUCCAAGGGCAGCUCCUCCUCAGCCUAUGUGUACAGCAAACCCAAACAGACGCCGGGCACAGUGAGAUUUACGCCCAAUGAGAUACCCACCGAAGAUCUCAAAUCCACUGAGCACAAACAUAAAUUUGACAAAACCACCAGCAGCAGCACUCCAGCGACAACGGAGGAGACUCCUGCUCUGCUGAUAGCUCCCACUCUGCCCACAGCGGAGGAGGCAGAAGGACCAGAGGAAGCUGAGACCACCACAGCGACGACAGAAGCCGCAUCCAUCUCCACUUCCACCACCAUCACUGCGCCACUUGCCCUGCUGGAACCGCCACUGCUGGCUCCUGCUUUUGCCAUUGAGUCCCUCGGUCAAGCAGCCGCCCUGACCGCCAACCUGCCCCUCAGUGAUGACGUGGCCCAAGUGGAGGAGAGUCCCGAAGCAGCCGAGAAGACGAGCGUGCAUCAGGAGGCCGCCAAGCUGCUGCUGGCUGGAGUGCAGCUGACUUCCCACGACGAGGAGACGCAGGUCCUCAGCACAAAUGAGUUGGCAGAGAGCAGCAGCACCUCCACCACUCCCGCAAUGGUUACCUCCACAGAAACUGUCACAGAGAUCAGCAGCACCCAGGAGCGGAUUCGUGGCUAUCGGCGCUACGCUCAGAAUCGCGGCAAUUCCACGUUGAGACGCGCCAACGUUCGUCCGCUGCCGGUGGUGCGCAGUACGACGAGCACCACCACACAACGAACCACCACGCCCACCCGCAGCUACCUGGAACGCCUGGCAGCCAGUCGCCAGCGCUUGUCCCGUCUCUCGCUGGCCACCAGGAGCACAACCAAGGCACCGACGACCACAACCGCGGCCACCACAGAGGCAGCCACCAGAACCACAGCCUCCUCGCUCUCGUAUGUGCGCGGUGGUGCCGAGCAGGGACCGAGCAAGAAGCUUUCGGCGCGCCACAUUGAUCGCGAGACGAAGGUCGAGACGGGAAAGGCCAGCUGGGAGAGUGUCCACAGCAGUCUGCAGAGGUUCCAAGUGCAGCGCGGGAAUCGCAUCUACACGCCGGCAAUAAGAGCGACAGGAAGCAGCAACGGCAGCAGCACCACCACCAGUACCAGCGCACCAUCCACAUCCACGACGAGCAGCUUUACCCGACCCACGGCAGCAGCAGGAUCGGUGAAUCGUGGCAAGAAUCGCUAUUCGAACUACAAGACGCAGGCGCCGGUCACGCGUACUCGGGGAACAACCACCGCGCGAGUGUACACCACGACACCAUCCAGAACUACCUCUUCCCCGGCUUUGUCCACGCUGUCGCAGCAAAUCUCCGCGCUGGCCUCGGGCUACAGCUACGCCCAGCCAGCAGGCAACUCACCGCAGACCCAAAAACACACCCAAACACCACACACACUCGCAUACGCCACACAAACAGUCAGCGACAUUGCACCACACUCCUCUCAAUCCAUCACCUCGAGCCUCUCUCCCGCCUCUGGGUUCCUUUCCUUCGAUAAGCUAACGCGCGCCAUUGUUGACGACUCCGUCUUACAGAACUUCAAGAGUGUCCAGUCGAAGGCAGCACCUCCAGCCCAGUCACAGUCCCAGUCCCAGCAGUAUCGUCCACUGACCAAGUCCAACUCUGUGGGCAGCAGGGGUAGCAGCAGGAACAGCAUUUCCUACAACAAACCCGCCACAGCACCAGCCAUCUCCAGUCUGACUGUGCCGCAACGGCCUCCGCAGCUGCCACAGCCAGCGUUGCCCACUCCUCCCGGCAUAGUGAUUGUCCGCGCUGAGGGACAGCGGAUUGCUCCGAACUCUGCCGGCAACAUCAUCGCCUCUCUGGCCACCCAGGCGCCAGCCAAGGCCACACAGGGCAGCUCCUACGUCUCGCUGAACGACUUCUUCAGCAGCAAGUUUGGACAGGGCAACGCAAACAGUGUUGCGACGUUGCAACAGCAACAACAGCAGCAGUCACAGGUGCAGAGGCAGCCAGCACAGCAGCAACAUCAAGUGCAACAGCAGCAGCAGCGGCAGCAACAUGUGCAACAAGUGCAGCAGCAGUUGCAGCGUCAGCAGCAGCCUCAACAGCAAUUAAACUACAUCACGCAGCAGUACCAACAGCCACAGCAAACGAUUUACCAACCAAACAUCUACCAGCAGCAGCAGCAGCAGGCACAGUUCCAUCAGCAGCAGCAGCAGCAGCAACAGCAAAAUCCCUUCCUUAAACAGCAUCAGCAGCAGUUCCAGCAGCAGUCUCGUCCGUCUAUACAAAGCAAUCAGCAGCCUUACCUCACGCCCAACAUAUUCGUGCCGUACCAACAGCAGCAGCAGCAGCUGCCACAGUUUCCCCCCCUGGCACCGCCAGCACCAGUGAGCGCCACUGGCUCAGUGCAGGGUUCCUUUAUAGGUGGACGCCAUGUGGAUCAUCUGAAUGUGCAGCUGCCAGCGCUGACCAAUGGCUUGAUUCCGGGACUGCAGCUGGCCCAGAAGCGCAGCGACGUGUCGGCCCAUCAGCUGCAGUUGACGGACAGGCAUCCAGCCAGGUCGGGCUCGGGCAAGAGCAGGGAGCGUUCCUUCUAUUCCGGACGCACCUCCUACCAGGUGCCACAGAGCAGUGUGGGUCGGCUGCCCAACGACAUAACGCAGCAGCUGCGCGGACGCCUGCGACGCUACUAAAGGAGAUUCCCCGCCACUAGCACUACUU